Lagopus leucura (white-tailed ptarmigan) is the source of this 2407-nucleotide messenger RNA. RefSeq names its product semaphorin 3B (gene SEMA3B). Gene Ontology annotation, molecular function: chemorepellent activity; semaphorin receptor binding. The coding region runs from base 20 to 2407 and encodes 795 amino acids. Lineage: Eukaryota; Metazoa; Chordata; Aves; Galliformes; Phasianidae. Gene Ontology annotation, biological process: negative chemotaxis; negative regulation of axon extension involved in axon guidance; axon guidance. The record is from RefSeq and is a predicted model, not a curated record. The transcript is spliced from 18 exons.
GCAUCGGUGCACACGCACGAUGGGCGUGAGGGCACGGCGGGCGUUGGGGAGCAGCGAAGGCUGCAUCUGUGCUCUGCGCGCUGGUGCAAGGCGUGUGCGUGGCAGCGGGUGCGGUGCGUGUGCAUUCGCACGUUGUGUACAGCCCGGGGGCCGCGAUCCAGCCCCGGCCAUGAGCCGCCCGCCGCUCCUGCUGCUGCUCCUGCUGCUGCCCGCCGCCCGCUGCCCCGCACCUGCCGUCACCCCGCGCCUCCGGCUGUCCUUCCCGGAGCUGCGGGCCCGCCACGGGCUGCGACUCUUCCAGCUGGAGCGCUCGUGCUGCUACGAGGCCCUGCUGCUGGAUGAGGAGCGCAGCCGCCUCUUUGUGGGCGCCAAGAACCACCUGCUGUCACUGAGCCUGGACAACAUCAGCCAGCGGGACAGGAAGAUCUACUGGCCAGCUCCAGUGGAGUGGAGGGAGGAGUGCAACUGGGCCGGCAAGGACAUCACAGCCGAGUGCAUGAACUUCGUGAAGAUCCUGCACGCCUACAACCGGACCCACCUGUACGCCUGUGGCACCGGUGCCUUCCACCCCACCUGCGCCUUCGUGGAGGUGGGCCAGCACACCGAGGACCACAUCUUCAAGCUGGACGCACGGCGCGCUGAGGAUGGCAAAGGGAAGAGCCCCUACGACCCCCAGCACACAGCCGCCUCCGUUCUCGUGGGCGAGGAGCUCUACUCAGGAGUGGCCACUGAUCUGAUGGGGCGCGACUUCACCAUCUUCCGCAGCAUGGGCUCCCGCCCGUCCGUCCGCACGGAGCAGCACGACUCCCGCUGGCUCAACGAGCCCAAGUUCGUGGAUGUUUUUUGGGUGCCAGAGAGCGAGAACCCCGAUGACGACAAAAUCUACUUCUUCUUCCGCGAGAUGGUGGUGGAGCGGCAGCAGGGACUGGGCAAGGCCAGCAUCAGUCGCAUCGGCCAGAUCUGCAGGAACGACGUGGGUGGGCAGCGCAGCCUGGUGAACAAGUGGACGACGUUCCUCAAGGCGCGCCUGGUGUGCGCCGUGCCCGGCACCGACGGCGCCGACACGCACUUCGAUGAGCUCCGUGACGUCUUCCUGCUGCAGACAAGGGACAAGCGCAACCCCUUGGUCUAUGCCGCCUUCUCCACCUCCAGCUCCAUCUUCCAGGGCUCGGCCGUCUGCAUCUACACCAUGGCCGACAUCCGCCGGGCGUUCCUGGGCCCCUUUGCACACAAGGAGGGUCCCAACUACCAGUGGGUGCCAUACCAGGCACGCGUGCCGUACCCCCGCCCGGGCAUGUGCCCCAGCAGAACCUUCGGCACCUUCAGCUCCACCAAGGACUUCCCAGAUGAGGUGAUCCAGUUUGCCCGGCACCACCCACUGAUGUACAACCCGGUGCUGCCCCAUGGCCAGCGGCCCCUCUUCCUGCAAGCUGGCGUGCCCCACACCUUCACCCGCAUCGCCGUCGACCGGGUGGCUGCCGCCGAUGGCCACUACGACGUCCUCUUCAUUGGCACAGAUGUGGGCACUGUGCUGAAGGUGGUCUCGGCACCGCAGCAGAGCUGGCAUGGCAUGGAGCCGCUGCUGCUGGAGGAGCUGCAGGUUUUCCAGGACGCGUCCCCAGUCACCAGCCUGCAGCUCUCCUCCAAGCGGCAACAGCUCUACGCCGGCUCAGCCACCGCCGUGGCCCAGCUGCCCCUGCACCGCUGUGGCGCCUACGGCAAGGCGUGCGCCGAGUGCUGCCUGGCACGGGACCCGUACUGCGCCUGGGACGGCACCGCCUGCACCCGCUUCGUGCCCAGCACCAAGAGGCGCUCCCGCCGGCAGGACGUCCGCAACGGGGAUCCCAACCUGCUGUGCUCCGAAGAGCCAUCGCAGGGCCGCGUGCCUCAGCGGCAGCUGUACGGGGUGGAGGGCAGCAGCGCUUUCCUGGAGUGCGUGCCCCGCUCGCUGCGCGCCCGCGUCUCGUGGACGUACCAGCGCGGUCCCGACGCUCCCCAGCGCGAGGUGCAGCCGGACGAGCGGGUGGUGCGGACGGAGCGGGGGCUGCUCCUGCGCAGCGUGCAGCUGCACGACGCCGGGCUCUACGUGUGCCGGGCCACCGAGCAGGGCUUCACGCAGCCCGUGCUGCGCCUGGCGCUGGGCGUCCUCGGCGGCGCCGCCGCCGCCGCCCCCGCCGCCCCCGGGGGUCGCGCUCCCUGGUACCGGGACUUCCUGCAACUGCUCGAGCGGCCCGAGGCGGCCUGCGGGCGGCUGCGGCCCCCCCCUCCCGCCCCGGCCGGGCCCCCCGCGCGGCGGCGGGGCGGGACGGAGUCGGAGCGCGGUGCGGAGCCGCGGGCCGCCCGACGCCGCCGUACCCGGGGCGGGCCGAGAGCCGAGCGCGGGCCCCGCAGCGCCUCUGCCCGGUGA